AUGGGCCGUCAAUUGAAGCAUCAUGAAAAGAAGUUGCUGAAAAAAGUCGAUUUUCUCGACUGGAACGAAGAUCAGGGACACCGUGAUGCCCAGGUAAUGCGGAUGUACCAUGUGCAAAACAGAGGCGACUACCAAAAGUAUAACAAAGUCUGCGGAAACAUUCGUCAGUUGGCACACAAGCUGGCCCAACUACCUCCUCAGGACCCCGUUAGAUUGCGGCACGAAGAGAUGCUGCUAGAAAAACUCGCACAGAUGGGUAUUUUCGGUAUCAAGCGUCCCAAAGUGUCCGAUCUGGAGAAGAUUUCUGUGGCCGCUUUCUGCAGACGAAGACUGCCGGUGGUGAUGGCCCGUCUGCACAUGGUGCCUAACGUCCAGGACGCCACCAAAAUGGUCGAACAGGGCCAUGUCCGUAUCGGCCCGCAGCUUGUCACCGAUCCGGCCCUGCUGGUUACCACAGACAUGGAAGACUUUUUGACGUGGGUCGAUGGAUCUAAAAUCAAACGCAAAAUCGCCGAAUAUCACAAUAAGGUCGACGACUACGAACUGGCAUAG
Wickerhamiella sorbophila is the source of this 552-nucleotide messenger RNA. RefSeq names its product U3 small nucleolar ribonucleoprotein IMP3. Gene Ontology annotation, molecular function: structural constituent of ribosome; snoRNA binding; rRNA binding. Gene Ontology annotation, biological process: rRNA processing. Lineage: Eukaryota; Fungi; Ascomycota; Dipodascomycetes; Dipodascales; Trichomonascaceae. Gene Ontology annotation, cellular component: Mpp10 complex; small ribosomal subunit; small-subunit processome. The record is from RefSeq and is a predicted model, not a curated record. The transcript has a single exon. The coding region runs from base 1 to 552 and encodes 183 amino acids.